This is a messenger RNA of Cetraspora pellucida, 208 nucleotides long. The record is from the annotation of a GenBank genome assembly. NCBI's taxonomy places the organism in Eukaryota, Fungi, Glomeromycota, Glomeromycetes, Diversisporales, Gigasporaceae.
ACAAUUAUCAAAACAAAAAAUAUCUGAAAAAACUGAUGAUAUACUUCAAAAUUUGUUACAAACAGAAAAAAAUAACUAUGUUAAUGCUUGUACUGAAACAGAAUUGAAUGCAGAAGUAAAUCAAGAAGAAAAGUUUACUGAAACUAAUAAUACAAUCCAAAAAAAUAUUAUAUGCAGUCACAAAAGAAAUAAACAAACUAUAAUCUGA